Molecule: messenger RNA, 9303 nt
Organism: Xiphophorus hellerii (green swordtail)
Lineage: Eukaryota; Metazoa; Chordata; Actinopteri; Cyprinodontiformes; Poeciliidae
Product: helicase ARIP4-like
Cellular component (GO): nucleus
Molecular function (GO): ATP hydrolysis activity; ATP binding
Source: RefSeq, a predicted model, not a curated record
UCUUUUCAGGCAGAAACCGGUGAAUCGGUGAAAGCGGCCAAGCCCUCCCUGCAUCUCAUUACUGCUUUAAGCUUCUUCUAUUUUUCUUUAAACUUGAAGGAAUUGACGGCAGAGACGCGGACGGAAGGCGCAUGCAGAGUGGCCAUGCUGAGAGAGCAGCCGCCGUGGGGUUAGGAUGUCUGACGAUGAAGAAGAACAGCUGAACCAGAGGAAGAGUGAAAGAGAGAUCUGCUUCAUCAGUGAUGACAGUAGAGAUUAUGGAAGUGGUGAAGAAUGGUUUCAUGACCAGUCCCACAGCGCCCCCUUCAGGUCGGAGAAUGAGGCUCAGGGUGGCGAUCCGGCUGUGUGGCAGUGCACCCCUCCCCCAUCUACCUCGCCUUCGGCGGAGACGCCGCACCACCCACCCACCUCGCAGUCCUUGUCCAGACCCCACUCUAGGCCGGCAAGCCAAAGCCACGCCCCUCCGUCCGCCCUGACGGGAACCAAGAAGAGGAGCUCCAAGCCGGCCCACAUGAGACGAAACAUCAGGAAAUUGUUGAGGGAACAUCAGUUAGAUGCAGUGACCAAAGUCGCCCAGCAGGAGGAGCUAGAGCGAAGGCAACGUCUGGAAGAUCAAAGGAAGCAGGAUUUUCCCGUACCGCUACUGCCUGAAUACACAACCGUUUCUGACUUACAUGUUGCAUUCUUCAUGUCCCCGUCCUCAGGCGAUGUUACUCAGCAUGUGACCUCAUCGUCUGCAUCAGUGUCAUUCCAGCAAAAAGUAAAGUCCACCAGACAGGAUGGGAUGUGCCUGGACUCCAGCAGCACCAGUAUCAGCGCAGAUAAAUGCAAGACUGACACACUCACCUCUGCAGCAACAGCGCAAACACAAAAAACAGAAAUAAUAGAUUUGAGGACAGAUGACCAUGACACUGUUGCUCAAGUCUCCAAAGAGGAAGAGGAGAGUGAGCCUAGUGGUGCACAUGCCAACGAUACCCAGAACCAACCAGACGCCCAAGGCAGGGUGCUCGUCAACCUCAACCAUCCAGAGGCAGAUGAGGACAUUUUCCUGUCACCACAGCUGGCGCGAGCAGUCAAACCUCACCAGGUAUCAGGAUUCCGUUUCCUGUACGACAACUUGGUGGAGUCCCUGGAGCUCUUCAGCAAUAGCAGCGGCUUCGGCUGCAUCCUGGCUCACAGCAUGGGCUUAGGCAAAACGCUUCAGGUCAUCUCCUUCAUCGACGUCUUGUUCAGGCACACUCAAACUCACACUGUGCUCGCCAUCGUACCGGUGAAUACACUGCAGAACUGGCUGUCAGAGUUCAACACAUGGGUCCCUCCUCCUGAAGCAUUACCUCCAGACACUGAUCCUGCAUUGGUUGCACCGCGUGCAUUUAAAGUUCACAUCCUCAACGAUGAACACAAAAACACAGCGUCUAGGGCCAAGGUGGUGGAGGACUGGUCUCGGGAUGGUGGUGUCCUGCUGAUGGGUUACGAAAUGUACCGUCUCCUGUCUUUGAAGAAGAGCUUUGUGGCUGGGCGGAAGAAGAGGAGCAAAAAGACUGGAGCACCUGAUAUCAUAAACCUGGAUGAAGAAGACAGACAGCAGCAACUUCUAAAAGGUGUUGAGAAAGCUCUUUCCCGACCCGGUCCAGAUGUGGUGAUCUGUGAUGAAGGACAUCGCAUUAAGAACUGCCACGCCAGCACGUCUCAGGCCCUAAAGAACAUACGAACCCGGCGGCGUGUAGUAUUGACCGGCUACCCGCUCCAGAACAAUCUCAUCGAGUACUGGUGCAUGGUCGACUUUGUCCGUCCCGACUUUCUAGGAACAAGGCAGGAGUUCAGUAACAUGUUUGAGCGACCCAUCCUUAAUGGACAGUGUGUGGACAGCACUCCCCAGGACGUCCAGCUGAUGAGGUACAGGAGCCACGUCCUCCACAGCCUGCUGGAAGGCUUUGUGCAGAGACGAGGCCAUGAUGUCUUGAGGGACCAACUUCCCUCUAAGGACGAGCAUGUGAUCCUGGUGCGUCUGUCUCCCCUGCAGAGGGCACUCUAUACUGAGUUCAUGAACCGCUUCAGAGAGGCAGGGAACACCGGCUGGCUCAGCCUCAACCCCCUGAAAGCCUUUUGUGUCUGCUGCAAGAUUUGGAAUCAUCCAGACGUGCUAUACGAAGCUUUGCAGAAAGAAAACCUGGCAAGUGAGCAGGAUUUGGACCUUGACGACAUCACAUCCACUUCACAGGGCAGAUGUCCGACGGCAGCACCGGCUCCAAAGUCAAAGAGUUUGGACAACCCAGAUCCAAUCUGUGGACUGAGUCUGAACCAGCUGCAGGAAAAAGCCAAUCAGGUCAUCACAUAUGAGUGGGCGAAAGAACUGAUGUGUGACUACAAGCCUGGCAUCCUGGAGAACUCGGCAAAGAUGGUGCUUCUGUUCCACCUGAUAGAGGAAAGUGUCAGGAAGGGAGACAAAAUCCUUGUGUUCAGUCAAAGUUUGUCCACACUUACUGUGAUCGAGGAUUUCUUGGCCAAGAGACCAGUGCCUCCUUCACCAUAUCCAACCGACAAAGACCGACCCAACCAGAACUGGGUCCGCAAUCUCAACUACUACAGACUGGAUGGAAGCACAACAGCUUCAGAGAGAGAAAGGCUGAUAAAUCAGUUCAAUGAUCCGACCAAUACCUCAGCCUGGGUUUUCCUACUUUCAACCAGGGCUGGUUGUCUGGGUGUGAACCUGAUUGGAGCGAACCGAGUGGUAGUGUUUGACGCCUCCUGGAACCCUUGCCAUGACGCCCAGGCUGUGUGUCGCGUGUACCGCUACGGACAGAGAAAACCGUGUAACAUCUACCGCCUGGUGUGCGACUUCACUCUGGAGAAAAAGAUUUAUGAUCGUCAAAUCUCCAAGCAGGGAAUGUCUGACCGUGUUGUGGACGACCUGAACCCUGUGCUGAAUUUCACCAGGAGGGAAGUCGAGUCCCUUCUUCACUUUGUGGAGGAGGAACCGGAUCCAUUCCAGGUCCGGCUGCUGCCUGGAGAAAUCAGGGAGAGCGUUCUGCAGAGAGCUUUGCAUCUCUACUCCCACCUAAUCACCAAGCAACCCUUCCCCCAUGAGUCCCUCCUGAUAGACCGCAGGGAGCUAAAACUGAGCAGCGCUGAGAAAAAAGCCGCCAAGAAGGGCUAUGAGGAGGAGAAGAGGGCGUCUGUGCCGUACACACGCCCGUCCUACGCUCACUAUUACCCUGCCAGUGAUCAGAGCCUCACCAACAUCCCUGCUUUCAGCCAGAGGAACUGGCGCCCUCCCACUCGCACAGAGGAGAAACCAGUGGCAAGCGUCCGGCCAGUUCAGUCUGCAUCAGCUCCCAUGAUGCCCCGCCAUGUGGCUGCGGGUUCAGCCCCAGACCGCGGCUCCUCUUCAUCCAGCCUUGGAGGCUUCCCUGUCAACUGCCUGCAAAAAGCUGGGGUGUUUGUGCAAAAGAUCGUCACCACUACUGACAUAGUGAUUCCAGGUACCAACAACUCAACAGACGUUCAGGCGAGGAUCAACUCCGGAGAAAGCAUUCAUGUUAUCAGGGGCACAAAAGGGACAUAUAUCAGGACAUCUGAUGGCCGAAUCUUUGCCAUUAGAGCAGCUAACAAGGCUAAGACUGUGGAUGAGAGUGUCGCAGCUCCUCCCAAAGACUUGAAGGCUCCAACUCAGGAAGUUUCCUCCGGUGGCAGUAAUGGUUGCAUAUCCCCUGACAGGAAACCGAAGGUACCCUCCAAAGCUGUGCCCCGCCCUCUUUCCCCCGACAGCCCAGAGAUCAUCAGCGAGCUGCAGCGCUACGCGCCCUGCUCGGGGUCUGACGCCACAGACGGAGAAGCUGAGAGCGGCACGAACGCCCCGCCUUCUAACAAGCUGCUGCAGAAAAAUUGUGGCAGCACUUACUCUGGGGAAGCCUCGAGCCACCAUGAUGCCUCAGCUACUAAUGUAACCCAGCCGAACAAGGACACCUGCAUUCCCCAGGAUUUGAGAAUAGGCAGCAAGCGUAAAGCCCCCAGCCCAUCGAUAGAGGAGCGAGCCGGCAAGAUGCCGUACGCAGGAAAACACUCCUCAUCUUCGCCAGGGUUCCCAUUCUCUGGGGGCUACGGCCUUCCCCCGAUGGGUCUCAACUCGGCCAUGUUGGGCGGUUCAGUGGGGCAUCCCCUCUUCAUGGGGUCGAGCUCACACUACUUCCAGCCACCCAACAGCCAGCUGGGCGACCCCACUUACAUGUACCGAGACAUGUUUGGCUUGAGCGGAGUCAGCGCCGCCCCUUCUUCCUCAUCUCAGUCUUCGUCGACCACAGUCACGACUUCUGCCUCGUCAUGUCCCUCUACAUCAGUCAGCGCCGCCGGUUCUCUGCAGGGAGCCCUCCCGCCGUACAUGUUGGGCCCCAGCUUGGCUGGGAUGCUCCCGCCAGGCUUCCCUCUGUCAUACAGUCCGUCUCUAGCCGGCCUGUACUCUGGGUCGAUGCUGCCAGGUCCAGCUGCCACCCCAGGUCCAGCCGGAGCCAGUUUCCUGUCUCAGUACCCCCAAACUGCAGCCUCUGGCUCCUCCUCCUCCUCCCCUUCCUCGUUUUCCCCUUCAGCGCGCUCAGAAAGCCACCGCGUCCCGGUUCUGGUGAACGGCGGGGAGGUCAGUGGCGGCAGCAGCUCUGAUGAUGAUGAUGAUGACGUCAUCGAGACUGAUGGGACAGUAAGACAACUUUCAGUUUCGACGUGUUAGUCAGACUGCAGUGUCCUCUGAGGGAGGAUGGACAAAGAAUUAAGGAAAGUUAAGGUCUAAGAUCUUCAUUUUGGUCACCUGUAUUGCCUUGGAGGAACAACCUGAAGGGUGACUGAAUAGACUGGACACUGAGUGACAAAUGUUGAUGCUGAAUAUCAAAAUGUGAAGCAUUUAAAAAUAUUCAGAGGGGAUGAAAGGGGAGGGUUUUAAAUUCUAUGGACUUUGAGCUUCCAGAUUUGUUUGUCCAAUCCUGGUAUUAAAAAGCUCAUCACUGGACUGAGAACUGCUGAGUGUGAGCCUGUAGUGACUACAAACGGCCAUUAGUUGAACUGUCAACGUUAGAGAUUCUGCAGUAGUUCUGCAGCUUUGCAAAACGUGAAGACUCUUUGCUCACAGCUAAUCAAAAUGGCAGCCAGAAGCUGGAGUUUCUCUUUAUGUGAUGGUUGAGGUUUUCUUUAAGUGAGGUUUUGUUAAAUAGUUCUAACUUUUUUUGGUAUAUUUAAAAUAAAUGCAGAUCAAUCGAACCCAAAGCCCGACGCUAACAGCCAGUCUGUUAAGAGCCUUGGAACAACUCUGCUCUAUCACAGCAGUCCAUGUGAAGGCUCUUUGAUGAGUGUAAACCAUCAAUGCGUUUGCUUUUGGCUGGAAUUUACACAGACGCUAAUGAUUACAUAAACAGGAAAUUGAGGUUGGAGGCUGUGCGCCACCAGUGAUCUUCCCAUGUGAAACGCACACUGAGAAUGGAACAUGCAAAGUGUCUGCAGUUAGUCAUAUUUUGAUAUUAAAAUUAAGAUUUUUAAGAAGAAAAAAAUUUAAUUGGAGUUUAAGUGGACAUUAUUUUAUACAUUUUUGCACUGCCUUACCAUGCUUAUUAGGCAGUUGCUCUAUCCAGAAACAUGUGCUUUUUCCUCUGUUGCAACUCUGCCUCCUGUGCCCACUCCCUGUGUAAAUAAUUAGCGCCUUCUUUCUCAACAUCAUCACCAAGUUUACUUCCUAGAGUAUGAAGCUUUGGCAAUUGGAGUUUUCUUAAGAUGGUGGAAGCCUGCUUUGGUCUGAGCUUCUUUCGGACUAGACAUUAGCUUUAGCCUUUAGCCCAAGCUAAUCAGGAUUUUGACUGAAUGAAGACACCAGAGUUAGCCAAGGCAGUAGGAGUCUAACUGCUUAAAACAUCAUAUCAGAGCCUCACUUUGAAAAUCCUGACCUAUCCCAUUAAAGAAAAAGGUCCUUCCAGCUGAGGUAGCUUGUAGUAAACGUGUUCAGUAACUGAAAGUUUUGUCAUUUGUUGAAUACUGCUACUGAAUAUUUCCGUGGACAUCUAAAGAAAAUAGCUAAAAAUAUCAAACCAAACUCAGAAAAAAAAGGAUUGUUGCGCUUAAUACUUCACUGCCAGGACAGGAUGUCUUGUAUUUUUUUCUCUUUGAAGGGUGAAAUGAUGUGACAUCUUAAGGCUUGAUGAAGGUUUGAAAACAUUUUACUGAAACUUAAAAACUCCAGUGAAAUAAGAAUGUACGAAUAAUCAAAUGCCUUCAUAUCGGGCCUUUUUCUGUCUGAAAAGAUUCCUUCUAUUUAGGCGUGGGGUGUGGGAUGGUUUUCUUUUUUAAUUUUUUUUAAUGUCUACUGUUUUUUUAUGUAAUCUACUUUUACAAAAAAAACAACAAACAAACAGGUGAUCGCCUAAAAACAGGCAGGUGGAAAAGAAAAAAAAAAGCUAAUGAGGUGUCAUCCUUGUAGCGGAGAAACAACCAACAGAAGAUGCCUUUAUUUGCCUCCCAUCUUUCUGAAUGUUAGCUGUGAGAAAGAAGAGGUAAAGGGAGACUGAAUCUCACCCACAGUCUUACUGUAGCCUAGUUGAAAACGAUGCAAAACACUCACUAAAGCCUAUAUAUACUGAUACGACCCUAGGGGGCGCUGAGCUUCACAGCCCCCUGCCCCGCGGACCCCUCAAAGCUUUGGUUACUCUCGUGUCGUUACUGUGUUUGUGUCGGCGCCUUGUCUUUCUAAAGGUUACAAAAGGAAUUAUUUUCAAGAAGUGAAAAAUGAAAACGUCCGACGUCGAUUCAUGCUUUCACUCUGCUGCUUUGUUUUGUUUUUUCUCACUCAUUGUCUCUCUGUCUCGUGCUGUGAGCAGAGUUGAAACGUAAAACCAAACUUGAUUUUGGAGAUAUCGUGUGGCUUUUCCAAAAAACAAAACAAAACAAAACAAAAAAAUAACACAGCACAAACUCACUAGAAACCUCAAAAACAAAGAGGAUCACAUUUUAGAGCAGGUAUUGAUUGCAGAGCAGAAGUUCACAAACGGCAUGGGCCGGUUAUUGGUAAUGAGGUGAUUCAAGAUAUUUAUAAACUUAGGGUUUCCAAACUGUAAAAAAACAAUUAAUUAAUCAUCUUACAAUGUGAAGCAGAAACAUUCUAAAUGCAUUCCACAGGCCAUUAAUAACCACUGAAAUGAUUUUAUUUAUUUAACUUUUUUUUCUGUUUGUUUUACAAUUCACAAAUGGUACAAAUUUGACCUGUUGGACAGGCGGUCAAAGCGAAUGGAGAUUUUCAUUGACAAUUUAAAACUUCAUGAAACAAGAUGUUGGGUACAGCAAAAACUUUUAGUAAUCACAUAUUAUUUGUUUCAUCUUAAUUUUAUUGCAAGUAAGACCACAAACACAUGGUGACUUUUACUCCGAGGCAGACUGGGAUGUGCUCUUUCACUUGAUGUUGUGUUUUUCAAAGAAGGAGCGAUCCACAUCAUGUUAAAGAAAAAUUCUGAACCACAGUUAGAAAAGGAUUUACCCAAAACUUUUUAGGAGACUCUCUGCCUUUCGUAUAAUAAGGCAAACAUGCGAGACCCUUUUUAUGUUUCCUGUCUAUGAUUUCUACAAAAAUCUGACUAACAUGGUCGUUUUGAUGCAAUGUACCUUGUUUUCUUUUACCUGAAGGUAAACAUGGAGAAAUAUCAUUAAGAUAACUUUGGCAUUUUUAAUUUUAAAAUUAAAUAUUUUUGUGGCCCGCGAGUACUUUCAUCUUGAUGUCUGGAAAUUUUUCCAGUCGAGAAAAACACGGAAACAAAUGGCACCAUCACUCUUGUGAUAAUAUCACUGCUUUAACAUUGUGAGCUGGUUGGCAAGCUGUUUUAACUAGAAGCUAUUGAAUUUUUCUUUUUUCAUCUUAGUUUUGAAUAUCUGUAAUAAUACCAUGACACCUUAAAACUGUAGUAUUCUUACUCACGGUUAUGCAACCAUGAAUCUCCUACCAGCCCAUGCCUAGUCUAUAGCAGCUAUGGUUGAGAAAUACAUAUCCGCAGCAUACACUGUGCUCCACUGUAAAACAGACAUUAAUCUGUGCACGUAGGUUAAAACAAACCAGUUUCUUUUCCCAUAACUCAACGUCAGCUUCAAAACCUAUCCGCUUUAACAAACUGUCUUUGUGUGUUUCCCAGUACAGCACACACACUCCUCACAGGAGACAUGUGAGGAGUUUUGUCUCCUCGCAUGAACACAAAACUCCAAACAUCAUCAAAGCAAGACUCGAGCAUUUCUUGUUAAUUAGUUUUUUAUUCUUUAAUGGAUCUGUUCUUUAUUCUGAAAUGUUUACUCAUGCUUGUUUGUUUUGUUGUUGUUGUUUUUUCUGGGCUCUUCUCAUUCGACACGUUCUGAAAUAUUACCAAAUUUAAUUUAUUUAUGACUUUGCAUAUUUAUUCGUUUGUAUUUUUAUUUUUGUACAGUGUUUUCUCUUUUUUUUUUUUUUGGUUUCCAUUUUCUUUUCUUGAGAAUAUUUGUAAGAUUUUUAGGGUCCUUGUAAUGUUUUUCCAACAGAUGCCUCAGACUUGUUAGAGGUUUUUGUUCGCUUAUGACGAACCGAAAAAUGACCCAACAAAACAAUUACUGGACCAACUGAUUACUGUGUUUGCUGAGCAAGAUCCAGGAUCUGAGAACAAACUGGCUAUAUUUGAAAUACUGUGUGGAAUAAAUGUGGAGAAAAAGACCAAAAUAAAAUUGGCUACGUAUAAGACAAAACUCUAAACACUACAUUUAGUAUUUGGACACAUGGACACGUAAGCAUUCACAUGGGUUUUGAGAGACAUUUGUCUGAAUUUAAACUUAUGUAUCUAAAAACAACUGAAUCUGGAUUUUAAAACCCCCCCCCCAAAAAACCUGGAUCUAAAAAAAUGUUUUAAAAAAUCAGCAGGGGAAAGAAAGCAACUUCAUCAGAUGCUUUUCAUUCCAUAUUUCACCACAUCUUAAGUUGUUUUGUCCUCCCGUGAUGCCAACGAGUUUCCUCUGUGAUGAACUUUCCGGCUCGGCUUUUGCUGUGAAGACUGACCUGCUUACUAGUUUUACAGCUUUUUACUUGAAUUUACAUAUUUAUUAAUACGAAGCGGUUUGAGUGAGCAAGCUGAGCCGACUGUCUGAAUUCCAGUUUAGCCGAGGAGAAGGUGUAUUAAAAAACAAUGAAAAAUUGUCUCCUGACUUUGAGGAUGUUCUCUGUUCCAAGCCUGUUGAGCAGAUGAUCAGUGCUUCAUGAGAAUGGUUCGCCGUUUUACAUGUUUUUGUUUGUUUCAUUUGACUUUGUAAAUAAAAGAAACAUGCUCUAAA